Molecule: messenger RNA, 1090 nt
Organism: Ornithodoros turicata
Lineage: Eukaryota; Metazoa; Arthropoda; Arachnida; Ixodida; Argasidae
Gene: boca
Product: LDLR chaperone boca-like
Exons: 5
Coding region: 201-779 (192 amino acids)
Biological process (GO): protein folding
Source: RefSeq, a predicted model, not a curated record
AUAUGCAGCCAAUAAUGGUCCGCGUUCGCAGCCGGCAUUACAAAUCCAUUUGUCAACGUGUGAUUGCUUGAUUUCUUGCGCGUAAUUUUAUUGCGUUUCUUGGUUUUGCCUUUCGUGGUGCGGAUGCCGUGAUUUCACUCAAGAACAGAACAAGUCAUCAAAGUGCUGCCGUUAUUUGUGUCCCCCAAUUAACGGCGAUAAUGACUCGGAGAACAUUCUUCGUGGUGCUAGCGCUCAUUGCGCUUGCAUCUGUUGUAGGUGCAAAAAAGUCGAAAGGUGCCGACAAACCUGCAUGGGCGAAAAAAGAUGUGCGUGAUUACAAUGAUGCAGACCUAGAAAGGCUCUAUGACCAAUGGGAGGAAGACGAAGAGCCCUUGGAACCCGAUGAGCUUCCUGAACACCUGAGGCCGUCGCCAAAGAUUGAUAUGAGUAAACUUGACACUUCAAAUCCCGAAAAUAUCUUGAAGAUGACAAAAAAGGGGAAGAUGUUGAUGACAUUCGUUACAGUUAAAGGAAAUCCAACGAAGGAAGAACUGGAACAAGUCACCUCUAUCUGGCAGUCUAGUCUUAUAAACAACCACAUUGGUGUUGAUAGAUUCAUUGUUGACAGCAAUCGAGCAAUAUUUUCCUUCAAAGAUGGGUCACAAGCAUGGGAUGCCAAAGAUUAUCUUAUUGAGCAAGAACAGCUUGAAGAGAUCGUAAUUGAGAGCAAGCCCUACUACGGAAAGUUCAGCACAAAGGCAUCCCAGGCAAACAAGUCAACCAAGGAAGAGCUAUAGGUUUUUGGUUCAUCCUUGAUCUGCCAUCUGAUUGAAGUUCCUUGAAGACAGAGCAAGUCAUCAGGAAUGCCAAAACAUUCAACGUCUCUGUUCUGCUUUGUUUUUUAAACUGAGAUUUGUGUGGUUCACAUUGCUCACAUCAUCUUCUCGGCCAGUGAAUCUGUAGAGACGUCAAAACAACAGGGCUUGCAUAGCAGCAUUUAUGUUUCAGAGGAGCCAGGAGCUUCUGAAUACAGCCACAUGUCAGCUGCUCGUAAUGUCUCUAAGCAUGUAGGGUUUGACCCGUAAUUAAAUAGAGUAUUUUCUUACAA